AUGGCACGAAGACGCACCAAGAAGCGCACCCACGUCGGCGCCAGCAACCCCGAAUCUACGGCGACAAGUCUCGGCCAUGCAAGCGUAAAAGACCCCAAGAGCAUGGUCAUCCGUAUCGGCGCAGGUGAAGUUGGGUCCAGUGUCAGUCAAUUGGCAAAGGAUGUCCGCGCAGUGAUGGAGCCUGGAACCGCAACCAGACUCAAGGAGCGUCGUGCGAAUCGGCUUCGAGACUACAUUACCAUGACUGGGCCUCUUGGCGUAACUCAUAUGAUGCUCUUUUCGAGAUCUGAGAGCGGAAAUACGAAUCUCCGCGUCGCGGUGUCUCCUAGAGGUCCUACGCUCAACUUUCGCGUCGACAAGUACUCCCUCGCAAAGGACGUACGGAGAGCACAACGGCACCCGAGGGGUGGCGGAAAUGAAUUUCUGACCCCACCGCUGCUCGUUAUGAACAACUUCAUUACUCCAGACAAUGAUGCCACCUCUGGUGUGCCCAAACACCUCGAGUCUCUAACGACGACUGUGUUUCGCUCGUUGUUUCCACCAAUCAACCCCCAGCAAACACCUAUCAAGUCAAUCCGCAGAGUGUUGUUGCUGAAUCGCGAGCCCACCAAGGAUGGAACUUUCAUACUCAACUUUAGACACUACGCCAUUACUACGAAAGCGGCCGGCCUUUCGAAGCCCCUACGAAGAUUGAAUGCCGCAGAGAAGCUGCUCAAUGCCAAGAAGACAAGGAAGGGCGGCGUGCCUAAUUUGGGCAAAUUGGAGGAUAUCGCAGACUACAUGAUUGGCGGGGAAGAUGGCAACGGAUAUAUGACAGAUGCUACGAGUGAUGACAGCGAAAUGGAAGAGGACAACCAAGUGGAGGUUAUAGACACAGCAACCCGCAAAGUGCUGUCUCAGAAGGCCCGUGCCACGGCAUUAGAGCACGGUGAGGAUGCCGCGGAUGACCACCAAAGCAACAUCAAAAAAAGAGCAGUCAAAUUGGUGGAGCUGGGUCCGCGCAUGAAACUUCGCAUGACCAAGGUCGAAGAAGGAGUCUGUGGUGGAAGAGUGAUGUGGCACGAGCAUAUUCACAAGUCGAAACAAGAGAUUCAGGAGUUGGAGAAACGGUGGGAGCAGAAGGCUAAGGAGAAGGAGGCUCGCCGGAAACAGCAGAAGGAAAACGUUGAACGUAAGAAGAAGGACAAGGCUACGCGUAGCGGAAAGAAGGGAGAUGAUGAUGACGAGGAUGAAGAAAUGGACUACGAUGGAUACAAUAGCGAUCUAUUUGACGACAUGAUGGAGGAGGACGCAGUCGACAGCGAAGGCUUAGCUGGAGAUGCCGAGGAGGCCAAUGCGGCCAAAGAGGAAAUGGAAGAGCAGGAAUGGGAAGACGACGAGUAA
Molecule: messenger RNA, 1383 nt
Organism: Pestalotiopsis fici W106-1
Lineage: Eukaryota; Fungi; Ascomycota; Sordariomycetes; Amphisphaeriales; Sporocadaceae
Exons: 1
Coding region: 1-1383 (460 amino acids)
Biological process (GO): rRNA processing; ribosomal large subunit assembly
Cellular component (GO): preribosome, large subunit precursor
Molecular function (GO): rRNA binding
Source: RefSeq, a predicted model, not a curated record